Molecule: messenger RNA, 6552 nt
Organism: Caenorhabditis bovis
Lineage: Eukaryota; Metazoa; Nematoda; Chromadorea; Rhabditida; Rhabditidae
Source: the annotation of a GenBank genome assembly
AUGCGUCGUCUUGGUAAUACAAAUGCUCCAACUAAUAUCGAUGUUGAAUCGCUGGGUUCAUCUGGACUCUACGACGUUGUAAAUGUUUCCUCAAUUGUGCCAAUGUUUGAUGAAGAAAGCUCGUUUAAAUUCGAUGAUUCUGCCUGGAAAAUCAAAAUGGCGAGCAAUGAGCGUUUCCUGGUUAUCGCAUCCUGCAACGAUCUUGCCGUAUUCACUCUUGGCGCUACUCCCGAGUACUUUUACACAACGGGUCUCGGAGGUGUCAUCAAUGAUCUCGCAAUAAUCGGUGAAUCAUCGUUUAUUGCCGUCGCCAUCAAUUCGAACAAGCUCAUUAUAUUAUCUAUGGAGAAAAAAGAAAUCUAUACUAAUCAAGAGCUUCCAUGCAAUGUCGACUUUAUACACACAUCUUCUACUCAUAAAACAUGCAUUUUAACUGUUGGAAACUAUCAGGGACAAUUCUAUCAUACGACAAUGAAUGCCGAGAUAGCGAAUCCAAAAGAUUCGAAUCCAUUUGAAGGCCUUCCCCGUGCAAAUAUUCUUGAAUUUUUUGCUAAAGCAAUGGAAUCAACUGUAAUGAGAACUGUGAAUAUGGGGGAUAUCAGCUCGAAAAUUGACAAUAUUUCAGUUGGGGCUGGCCAUUUUCUAGGGACUGUUAAUGACAAGAAGGGAUUGAAGUGGUGCGACCACAGUUCGGCGGAUUUUUAUGAUUUAGCUGAUGAAGUGAAAUGGGUGCGAAUUCGGGAUACUGGAAGAUUUGCGCUAUUCCUUUCCGAAACUGGAUUUAUCCAUGUGUUUGAUCCAUUAACAAUGUUUUUCGUCGCCGAGUUCGAUGUCAAAAUUAAUUCGAGAGACAAAAUUCUUGAUUUCAUUGUAAUUGACCACAAUAUGGACGAAAUUCCGCAUUUAUUCGCAGUUGUUAUCGAACGAAAUGGAACUACUCAAAUGAUGAUCAUUGAUAGGCUCAAAAUGGAAGAUUGCUUCUCAUUUCCAUGUGCUUCCAAAACUACAUUAUUCUCAUACUCAGGAAGUGAACGAGUUUUGAUGGCCAUUGAAGAAACUGCUCCUGAAGAUAAUGAUAUUAAAAACUCGUCCAUCGCUGUUCUCCAAGUCUCUCAAUCUCGACCAGAGAUGAGAUUUGAAGCCCUCCUCAAACAUCGAAAAUUCGAUGAAGCGGAGAAAUUUGCGAAAACUUACAAGCUUGAUCUUCAACGUGUCUACAAAUCUCGCGUCAGUCAUCUCACGGAAAACUGCGACACUGAUGACGAAUCAUUUGCGGAUCUUAUGAAGACUCUUGACUUGAUUUCCGAUCACAAUAUGGUUGCGGAGACUUGCUUCUCGCUCGUUCAAAUGAGCACCAGAUACGAUCGAAUACACAGCUACUUGUCAUAUGCAAAAAAACGAAGAAUUACUGAUCCUGAUACUAUGACAAUGAUUGAAGAUGAGUGCUAUAUUUUGGCUACAUUCCGUAUAAUUCGAGGCCCUGAAGUCGAAGAUUCCGCAUUGAUUACUCGCUCGUGGCCGUUAUUCGUUGAUGCCUUACACGGAAAUGAUCAAUGGGUCGACCUUUAUUUUGAGUUUGUCGACAAUGGCGCGAUUACUGAAGCUCGAGUGAUUUGGGAAAGACAUGAGAAGGUACUACGAUCAUAUGUCGAAGAAUGUGCACUGAAUGGUGAAGUCGAGAAGAUUGAUGAAAUAUUCGCCAAGUUUGUCAAUUCUUUAAAUGCGAAUAUUCAGAGUUGGAGCAGUAUUGUCGAGCAUUUAACUCUCGAUAUGCUACCGUCUUGCAUUCAAGAGUCUGAAUUGUUAGUACCACGAAUCGAGAAAGUUAUAAUCUCGCUUAUUGGCCUUUUGGAAUACCGCGAUGCUCAGAACUGGCCGGAUAAUGCUAUCAAAGCUGCGAGUUGCUUCGACUACAUGACCGAAUUCUUGUCGGAGAACGCAGUUACUCCGAUAGAGCAGUCGAUGCUUGCUUUGUAUGGAAAAAUUUUGUGCAUCGUCGAUGCUGAAAAAUCGACACCAAUUUUAAGAAUGAAGAAGGUGUAUUAUACGCUCCAACAAAUCAAGCGACUCAAAGAGGUUUAUGAAUGCAACAUGAGUUUUUCGACAUACGUGGCUAGCACAUCAGAAGAGAUUUGCCAUCGAAUUCUUCAAAACGCGCUCAUCAAUCCGAAUGUGACACAUCUUAAAAUUGAGCAGUUUGUGAAACCGUUUAUGAAUGAGCGUCAUCUCAAUCAGGAUCAAACCAUAUUCAAUUAUAUCAAAUUGAUGUCGGAAAUGGCUAACUCUGGUGGUUUUGCUUAUAAGGGAUGGGAAGUGCAGUGUGUUCAAUUAUGCGCAAGUUUGACCGAUGAAUCGAGAAGAUGCCGAUCGAUUAUCUCGAUUUCGGCGGCCGCUGUGAUGCCGUGGCCUUCGGAGUUGAAUAAAGCGGUGCAGGCGAUUCUGAAAAGCAAGACACUGUCAAGAUCAGAAAUCGAGGAAAUGCAGAUUGUUUGUCGUCGUGCGGAACUCAAUCAUUUAUUAUUCACGUAUGAAUUCAAACGAAAUUUCAUCGACAAAUUUCUUGAUGACGACUCGACUGCUGAAAUCAUUCUGGUGAUCCGAUGCAUUCUCGCGCAGACACUCCAAUCAUCGAGAUUCGUCGAUUGCAUUAAAGUGCUCGAAUUGUACACACUGGUGCAGAAUAGCGAUUGGCGAAAGUCGGUGCAAAUCGAGUUUGCCAAGUCGCUCGCCAUUAUGCACAUGAUUCGUACAGGCGUGAUGACAACGACAAUUAUCAAUCAUGUGAACGAAUUGGAAGAGAGAGAACGCGGAACUGUGAUCGAGUUGAUCGCCUCGUUCGUGGCAAGUGUUGCUGACACUCCAGCAUGUAUGACGAAUAUUGCUGAUCGUCAAUUGGUUCUCGGCGUUGGAGAAGAACUUAUUUCCUAUUUUGCCGGACGAAACGGAUCUAAAGAAAUGAAAGAGCUGCGAAAGAAAUUGAUUCUUAUCCGCGAACUUCAGAAGGAUGAGAACCCGGCGGUUUUGUUGUCCGAUUUUGACGAUGUUGAAUGGAAACGCUGUCAGCUUUGCGCCAUGGUCAGAGAGGAAUCAAGCUAUUUUGACAAAUACGCGAAAUGCCAAUAUUUGGGAAUAUCGAGCGCUGAUUUGCUCACUUAUAUGUUGUCGAAAGCCGAAGCCGAGAACGACGCUGAAAAGAUUAGCGAGAUAUUGUUGGGCACCGUGGAUUGUGUUGGAAUCUGGAUGCCUUCGACGACCGAAAUGGUUGGAACGAUUUGCGAUUCGUUGGCAUGGGUGAUAUUCAGACUGCCAACGUUAUCUGGCGAAGCUGCGGAUGCAGAUCGCGCUGAUGACAUCGCGUUUGUCAUGCAGCGUCUCACUGAAAUUGUUCGUAAAAUGCUUCAGAAAUUCGAUUUUGAGACAAUUUCAAACGAGCUUGAAUAUCUGCUGCAGCUCGAAGGCUACUUGCAUAUCGGCGAGCGAGUGUUGAAACAGUCACUUCGCGGAAACGAUUCGAAUACGCCGAACACGAAAGACGAAUGGAAUCAGAACGCCGAAUCGGAGAAUAAUGGCGGAACGCGUAUUUACGGGUUUGCACGCGGUCAUUCGAAUUAUGAUUUCACAAGUGAGCCGACAUUGUUCGAAGGUGUCGCGGCGUUGUUGGCGUUCGCCGGCGCUGCACCAUCUGUUUCGAGGCCAUUCUCUGCCGCGUUGACCGAAGAUGACGCGAACGAGUAUCGUGCUACUUGGGAAAGUCUCACCAUGUUUUUUGGAAUGCACUCGCAAGGCCUUCUUGAUAUUCAUUCACGCGUAUUUGCCAGUUCAUUGAAAUGCUGGUCGGGAGAAUGGCGUCAAGCAAUCGUUGAAAUGAAUGACAGUGUUGUGUCUGUGGUCGAUCGUAUGAUUCAACAGAAUCGAUUCGACGCUUGGCAUGCCGUCGGUCUUUUGUCGAUGAUGUCACCGGCGAAUCUUCCACAUAUGAUGAUGAAGUUGCGAUGUUCCGAUGUUUCGAAGCGAAACACGCAGUCACAGCUCAAUUUCUUGCAACUCGCCUACUUCAUAUCGCUGAUGGUGGAAAAUUCGGAAAUGCGGCCUCAAAUUGUGGCCUCUUACGAACAGAAGUUCCUAAUGAAGCAGCUUGCGAAAGAAGGAAUACGAGCGGUUCUUGGAAAAUCGUCGGAUACUGUUGAUAAAAUUAUUGCUCAAGCCGCCGAACUCAAGAAUCCAUUGGCUCCGGAUCGUCUUCAUGAUUUUGUUCAAAAAAUUGUUGAGAAAUUUAUGAGAAGCAGCAAGAUUACAUCUGAACGCGAUAAGACGACCGUUUCCGAAUAUAUGAUUCGAUACGCGUUCAUCCUUGUCCGAAAAGCAUCUGACGCCGGAAAUGCGCCGGAUUCAUUACAACGAUGUGAGGAAAUCAAUCGAUUCCUCGAGUUGGCCGAUUCUGCGCUUCGUCUUGUAGAUGAUGAAGAAUCUGACACGUUAUGCAACUACCUCACGUGUCUCCUUUAUCUCGUUUGCCCCUACAAUUACGAGGUUAUUCAAUUUAUUGCACGACAUAUUCAACUUCGUGCCUCCGAGGAACUCGAUAAAGAAUUUUGCAAGAACUUAAUUCAUCUUAUGGAGUUCUUCUGGAAUUACAGUCGUACUAGUCAUGUUACCCAAGAGGAAUCGGUGUGGUACACGAAACGUGAGCACAGCAUUGUGAAGUGUGAGAAGGAAUACGCAAAGGGUGGAUGCCGAGUCGCUGAUGUGAUGGGAAUGGAAAUACGAGCAAGAUAUGAGGGAACGAACGAAGCACACUCGAGCUCGAUUCUUUCGUCAGACUUCACGUGCUCGAAUGACGGCGGAAUGGUUUAUGAGAAGAAUGAUGUGAUUAUUAGCGAUAUUCCGCCGUUGGCGAAUAAACGGAUUCCGCUUCAUGUGUUCCUUAUGAGGAUGAAAGAGGAUCUUGAUGAAAUUGUGAUGCCUAUUCUCAAAGCGGAGUUGUCGAUUUACAACGUGCCAAUGUGGCAGGCGGUUUUGCGAAACAUCUCAUGGUUGUCGCCGAGAUUCUCACGAACUCAACUUCUGUCGUCAGCUAUCUUCUCGCACGCGAAUCGAUUUGCAAUGGUCGAGCGAAGUUUGCCACAAGCCGACAAAAACGCGAUUUAUCACCUUCUCAACAAUGCCGCGCAGCGUUCGGUGGUCAUCUCGACGAUCGCGUUGUUGUUCCGAAAGAUUGUACUCAGCGAUGUCAAAAUUGAGCUUCUUCAGAUGGGCGUUGAACUUGCCGAACGAUGGAUUGGAAUGGAGAAUAUACAGCCUGAAGAACGUGAUAGUUUGGAAGAACAAUGCUUCAGACUCAAAGAUGGAAUCGCAAAGUUCUCCACUGAGUUGACAUUGAAAAAGAACGGAAUGUUCAACGAGAAGACUUCCGAUAAAAUUGAGAAGGUUGAGGAACUUUGCGCGUUGAUUUAUGAAGAGAUGAUUGAGUGGAAUAAUACGACGGAUGUUGCUUCGAAAUGUGCGAUUGUUGAACAGAUUGCGACAGCCAAUUCGGUGGACUUGACCGCAUUCCAUGAGAAGUAUCUGUUUGAUUGGAUUCAGUCGCAGCACAACUCUGGAAAUCAGUUUAGCAACGUCGACAUGAAUGACACGCUUGGCGACAUUUCAGUAUGUUUGGACGAGGUCAAGGAGGAGAAUCAUCGAUCCGACGAUAUUCUCCGAUUGCCGCUCUUCGAGCGAAACUUGCAGAAAAUGGUUAUCGUCAGCGAGCGAAUCGAUCGCAAGAAACUCUUAUUGCGGCUUGCAACGAUUGUUUGCAAAGGCGCGGAGCACGCUGUUGGAGGAUAUGAAGCUGUUGUGAAGGCGUCUUGUCUGAUUCUUCGCAUUUUCAAUGAUGAAGAGCUCAUCAAUUUCAACGAACAGUUUUCACACAACUGGAUUUGUAAUAAUUUGAUUCAUCAAGCUUAUCAGCGACUUCUUUCGUUGACAAAUGUGAAGGCUAAUUUGGAUUCGGAUCGGAAGCAGAUUAUCAAGUCUCUUCUCCAAUGUCCUAGUAGAACAGCUCCGAUGACGGCUACAAUCGCUUGUAUGAUGAUCGACGAACAGUACAAAGAUGUGAGAAGCAUUGAGCAAGUAAUGGCUCGAUUGCAAAUUGCGAAGCAGUGGGAUGUGUUGAGAGCAUUGUUGAAUUAUGCGAUUUCGAGUGACGAGUACACCAAAAUUCGAUCUCUUCCUUUGCUUUGGUUCAGAGUCUACGAAAAUACAAUCAUGUCGAUUAAUGGUGGAACAAUAGCGAAAAAGGAAUGGACGAAUUCUCAAUGUGUGGCAUUCCGUCGACAAACAAUUUGGGCUAUGGGAUGCAAAAUGGAAGGAGGUCGACAACCGAGCAUCUCGAGAUUCCUUCGAGACAUUUCGUGCACCGUGUCCGCCUCAAUUAUUUCGGUGUUGUCGAGUUUUACCAUUGACAAAAUGGACCGUGUUGAUCGGAAACAUUUGAUUGCCGAAAGGGAUUUACCGCUGCUUUGGGCUGGAAAUUCAUGUGAAUAUAACGAUGAUACUAUGGAAUGCUAA